Alternaria atra is the source of this 1386-nucleotide messenger RNA. RefSeq lists its product as uncharacterized. The transcript has 4 exons. Gene Ontology annotation, biological process: antibiotic biosynthetic process. The coding region runs from base 1 to 1386 and encodes 461 amino acids. The record is from RefSeq and is a predicted model, not a curated record. NCBI's taxonomy places the organism in Eukaryota, Fungi, Ascomycota, Dothideomycetes, Pleosporales, Pleosporaceae. Gene Ontology annotation, molecular function: 3-dehydroquinate synthase activity.
AUGUCAGACCUCAAAGCUUCCGUUGUAGAGACCAAGAACGGCUUCCACGUCGAGGGAUACGAGAAGAUCGAAUAUGACUUCACCUUCCUCGAUGGCGUCUUCAACCCUGCCAACAACAAUCUGGCCAAGUGCUACGAGCGCUGGGGCCGUUGCCUAGCUGUCAUGGACUUGAACAUCUACAACGUCUACGGCGAUGAGAUGCAAAAGUACUUCGACCACUACAACCUGCCCUUGACGAUCCACAAGACCAUGAUUGGCGAGAAGGCCAAGUCUAUGGAGACUCUCCUCAGCAUUGUUGACUCGAUGACCGACUUUGGUAUCAUCCGAAAGGAGCCAGUACUUGUCGUUGGUGGUGGUUUGGUGACUGAUGUUGCUGGAUUUGCUUGCGCCGCCUACCGAAGGAACACCAACUUCAUCCGUAUCCCAACUACCGUCAUUGGCCUGAUCGAUGCCAGCGUCAGUAUCAAGGUCGCUGUCAACUACGGCAACUACAAGAACCGUCUCGGAGCGUACCACGCUCCGAUGCACACAUUCCUCGACUUCUCUUUCUUGAAGACCCUACCAGAGGGUCAAGUACGAAACGGCUUCGCAGAGUUGAUCAAAAUCUCAACCUGUGCCCACAAGCCCACGUUCGACUUGCUGGACAAGUACUGUGAGAAGCUAAUCACUUCUCGAUUCGGCCGUGAGGGUGAUGACAAGGAGGUCCUACAGGCAGCGGAUGAGAUAAACCGCGCUGGCAUUCACGAGAUGUUGAAGCUCGAGACGCCUAACCUCCACGAGAUCGGUCUUGAUCGUGUUAUUGCCUACGGUCACACCUGGAGCCCGCUCCACGAGCUCUCGCCCAAGGUCCCCCUUCGUCACGGCCAUGCCAUCUCUAUCGACAUGGCCUACUCGGCGACAUUGGCGAACCAGCGUGGUCUUCUCAGCGAUGAGGAGCACAGGAGACUGUUGAACCUGUUCUCCAGGGCCGGUCUAUCCAUGGACCACGAGCUGUUCGACGAGGACAUGCUUGACAAAGCCACAAAGGCUAUCCUGAAGACUCGUGACGGUCUGCUCCGUGCUGCCGUGCCCAACCCCAUCGGUACCUGCGUGUUCCUGAACGACGUCUCCCCUGAGGAGAUGAACAAGGCUCUGCGACGACACAAGGAGCUGAUGAAGGAGUACCCUCGCGAGGGUGCCGGUCUUGACGCGUUCGUCGAUGCAUCCGACACCGGAUACACCAUGAACGACAAGCCCAUUGAGGACGCUAUGCAUGAGUCAAAGAAGACCAUGAACGGCUUGACCAACGGCGCCGUCAAUGGCACCGCCAAGGGAGAGGCUGCUGGCCCUCCCCAGGGCUUACAGGAAGUCAUGGCUAAUGGUUAUGAGAACGGAUACAAGAACUAG